UUUUAAAAUGAGUGACUUCACAACUAUACCUCAUAAAAGGCGAGGGUUAUUAUAAGAUAGAAUGAAAGAAAGAAAAACAGGUGUUCUUCUUUUCAUUUGUGCGCCUGCGUGAAGCUGAAAGCUUAAAGCUGAAAGAGAAAGAGAGACUUUCUUUUUCCUUUUGGUUCUUUUUGAUUUUAUAUUAAGUCCUCGCUUUUUCUCCCCCAUGAUUAAUUAUAGUUGUAUAUUCAGUCGCCCCUCCUCAUAAAUUUAUCUAAAUUAUUCAAUUUUUUCAUAAAGCCGAAUUCAAUCCACACACCCCUUUGUGCGAAUUUUAAUUUUAAUUAAAUUCCAUCGAUCUUUCCGCUAAUGUUGAGCAACAUCAAUAUCCCUUCUCCUUCUUCCGACAACGGCAAACGAAAACGCCGGCCGGCCGGAACUCCAGAUCCGGACGCUGAGGUGGUGUCACUAUCGCCGAAAACCCUACUCGAAUCGGACCGUUACUUGUGCGAGAUCUGCGGCCAGGGAUUCCAGCGAGACCAAAACCUUCAGAUGCACCGGCGGCGGCACAAGGUUCCGUGGAAGCUCCUGAAGCGGGAGACGGCGGUGGCCAGGAAGCGCGUGUAUGUGUGCCCCGAGCCGAGUUGCCUCCACCACGACGCGCGCCACGCGCUGGGUGACCUCGUCGGGAUAAAGAAGCACUUCCGGCGGAAGCACAGUAAUCAGCGGCAGUGGGUUUGUGUAAAGUGCUCAAAGGGCUACGCCGUACAGUCAGACUAUAAAGCCCACCUCAAGACCUGCGGCACCCGAGGCCACUCAUGCGAUUGCGGACGGGUUUUCUCGAGGGUGGAGAGUUUCAUCGAGCACCAAGACGCCUGCAGCAUGGGCCGAUUCCGGUCAGAAACCCAUGCACCACCCUCCGCCUGCCUCUCUCGGACGGCCUCCAGCCCCAGCCCAUCCAGUGACACCAACCUCAGCGUAGGCCUGUGGCCCGGCCCGAAUAAGAACCCGCCGCCCAAUCUCGAGCUCGAGCUCCUAACCCGACCCACUUCUUCUCCUCUCGAAGUCCCACCAGGUGGGCCCGCAUUGCUGGAGCAGGCCCGCCUGAGAGCGGCCGUGGCGGAGAGGGCCCAGGCGGAGGAGGCGAGGGCCCGGGCCAAGCGCCAGCUAGAUUUGGCCGAGCAGGAAUUCUCAAACGCAAAGAGGAUAAGGAUGCAGGCUCAGGCGGAACUCAUGAAGGCUCAGGCGCUGAGGGACCACGCGGCUGAUCGAAUGAACUCGACUGUUUGGGAAAUAACGUGCCAUUUGUGUAGGCGGAAGUUUGAAUCCGGUGUGGCGGGUCCACCGCAGGAAGUUGCGGCCUCGUCGUCGUCUUCGAUUGGGUUGAGCUAUAUAUCAGCUGCGCUAAGGGAAUGGGAAGUCAGAAAAAGUGAUUGAAAAUUAAUUAAAGAAGAGAAUUGCCAUAAUUAAGGAUAAAUUGUAAAAUAUAGUCAGAAUUUUGUAUGCGGUGGCAAUAAUAGCCACCUUCUUUAUGAAUUAGCAAUAAUAGCCAACAAACCUUUAAAAUUUCGAGGUUAUUAACCAAAUUCGACUAAAUUACAAAAUAUUGCAAAAAUCCUUUACGCGGUGGAUAUAAUAACUAUCGAAUUUGGCCGGACUAAGGUAAUAAUCCCAAAAUUUUAAAA
Striga asiatica is the source of this 1664-nucleotide messenger RNA. The record is from the annotation of a GenBank genome assembly. Lineage: Eukaryota; Viridiplantae; Streptophyta; Magnoliopsida; Lamiales; Orobanchaceae.